AAACAGACGCAAUGCGAAGGAGAUUACUUAGAGAUCAGAGAUGGAGACAGCGUAGCAUCUCCAGUGCUCGCAAAGUUUUGUGGGAGAUCCGGAGCAGGUCAGAGCGUCAGUUCAUCCGGAACACAAAUGCUGUUACGUUUUGUUUCUGACAACGUCACUGACAGUUCCAGCUCACGAGGGUUUAAUCUAAGGCAUUCUGGUAAGUAAACAAUCAAAAACUAAGUAAUGUCAGAUUACCAAAAUCAUGAAGAAAAUGUAUUGAAAUCAUCUGACGGAAGACGUUUAGAUUUAUACAAGAGACAUUAGACAUAAACCACCCGGCCAGCUAAGAACUUUUCAAAAAGACCUAUUGUUAGUUAUGCAGAUAUGUUUUUGCUCAGAUUCCAAUUUGUACGUGUUAGACUGGGUGGGCGUUCAUAAGGUGACCGAAUGGGGAGGUGGAAAGAAACAUACUUUGAAAUAAAGUAGCUAGGAGUUAACACAAGCAAGGUCUUGAUCAUUAAAGUCAGCUACCGAGGGUACCCUCCGACAGUUUCGCCACAUUGGUAUCCCUGUGUGCCUACGCCAGGUUGGAUACCACUUUUUUUCUUAGUUAUGGGGCUUCUUUGGUGUGUUUGCAGAUGAGAAGAUAUUCAACAACAACAAAAAUACUGGCAAGAUACACUUAUAUGUACAUGCGUAAUCUUGUACCCAAAACUCCCACGGCCAUGAAGACAGAGUGAGAUCUGGGUACGAGAUUAGUAUGAUUUUAUCCUUGUUUGAAAUUUGAUUUCCCUUUGUCAGUUUGGGUAUGUUAAUUCAAGAUAAGGGGCGCUUUCCAUCCAGCCCAAAUUCCGAAAAUUUCGGUUAGAAAUCAAACGGCACAGACCAUUUCAGUUCUGUCAGACCGGAAUAUUUGGAACCAGCUUUGAAGGUGGUCCCUUGACCGGUCUGUUCAUUUCGGUCGGUCGGACGGAAAUGUUCCUCUCCAUUUGACAAAAUUGUUGUCCCCAGAACGGCUCUUUUGAAUCCUGCUUACGAGAACAAUAACCAAACGUGUGGUGGUUUGGGUCGGGUGUGUGCAACCGGAAUGUUCCAUUGGGCACACGGAAUUUCCGAAAUUCAAACCGGAAUUUUGGUUGAAUGGAAAGCGCCUAAGGACUUUGAAGCAUAUCAGGGGCGUAGCCAGCAUUUUUCAAAGGGGGGAUUACAGAGGCUACUCACCAGAUUGUCAUGUCGACCUCCACGCCCAUAUUAACUUAAGACAAGAGCCGUUGAAAAAGUGGGCUUUUCAAAAAUGGCUUUUACAGCCAAGAUAUUGUCAUGGCGUUUUCGCCACCUGAAUAUUGUAGGUUGUUUGCUCAAAAGAAGGCCUACCAAGAGGGGGUCACGGGCACCCCAGGACCCCCCCUAGCUACGCCCCUGCGAGGGCCUGAGGUAAAUCCGUUAAAUUAUGAGGAUACUGUUGUAAAUUUCCCCACUAUUCCCAGGGGGUUUUGGGGGUCGUUGACUAGUGCAUUACAAUGUGCAUCAAUUGUCACAUUUUGCAGCCCGACGGGGCAUUUUUGAAAGUGUUUUGUACGAUUAAAUUCGCUGGGAGUAAAACAAUUAUAUAUGUGAGCUAAAAACCACUUUGUAUCGCAACGAAUGGUUACCGCAUAACGUCAAAAAUUCAAAACUCAGGGCUACAAGUCCGAUAAACAAGAAAUUCGCUACAUUUGUAAGAUCUCAUAAAUUAGAGUGAACCCCCAAAAAUUAAGUCACAUCAAUCUCCGUCACUUAUGCAGGCUCCUGCUCUUUUCUGUUGUGUGGAUCAAACCUGUCACUUAAGCCAUUCUAAGAUGUAUAUGUUCAUGUACUAAAAAGCUUCUCUUACCUUGGUUAUUAGGUUUCGGCAUUGUGGAUCAAAACAAGAACUCUGAGUAUAAGAGAGACUACUAGUGACAAUUUUCCACGGGCGUAGAGGGAGGGUGAGUUUUCGUUACUGAAUUAAUUAGUCAGCGGUAGUUUGGCAAAAUGAAGAGGGACUUCCGGUUAAAUGNCCCCCCCCGUUUAUCUGAAAGUCUGCAUCCUCCACUACGGGGCUACAAUAGGUGUUGGCUUUAGGGAGGUGUCGGUUAGAAGAGAGUUGGUCGUAAUAAGAAGAUAAUGAGUAUCGUUAUUUAGCACAAAUAAUUAGGAGAUCAAUGGUGACUCAUUUUCAUAUGGAUUAGCAUCACAUGCACCUGCACAGGGUUUUACGGAUUACAAUGAAAGUGUUCUCAAGAACGGAAGAAAGAAAGAAACCGCAACACUCUGGCCGGAUCCCUGGCACACAAGAUAACUUGAUGAUGAACUCUUAUGUUGCCAGCACCUGCACUAAUAUUUUCAGAUCAACCACUCACGACUAACAGGUGAUAUGAAACGCACCUCAAAAUACACGUUAAAGAGCCAAGUCUUUGUGUUUAGUGCUGGAGUGUGUUUUUAUGAGCAGUGGCUUCGUUUAUCGUUAGUCAGAGGAGACUGGACAGAGUGGACCACCUGGACAGAAUGUUCCCAGACGUGUCACCAUGGAAACCAGACUAGGUACAGGACAUGCUUGAAUCCUCUACCAGAGAGUGAACUGGAACUGGUUUGUGGUCAUGUGGCAGACAAUGAGACGAGAAGCUGUUUAAUCUCGAACUGCAGUAAGUGACUGUCAGUUUCUCAUAUUCAAUUAAUUAUUGAAUUCUGUUCAGACCAUCCACUUUGAGGAAAGCAGACAAAAAAGUUAGAAGGCGUAUGGAGCCUAAAAUUGGCUAAUAUACUCAUAUAGCGAGAGCAGAAAACAUGUCAAUUAUAAUAAAGAAAUAGGCAAAUGGGCCUUCUUCAAAGAGAAAUCCCUUGUAGAAGGAUGGUUGGGGAAAUUUUAGUUGCUUCUUUCUUCGCUGUUUUUUUUUUUUGUUAUUCAUAACUGAUUUGUAUAACUUAAAUUAGCAGGAUUUGAAAGUGGUCGUUAUUCUAAAAGUUUUCAUGCUGAAAACAUGAACAGUUAUAUAACAUGGUGUGACCUUUUCGAACGAACCCGAUAUCUUUACAUAACCUCGUUUAUUACAGGGACGCUUGUUCCACUCUACAAACACAAAAGUAAUUUCAAAAUAUAAUCACAACAUAACAGAAAGGAUGAAAAUGAGCAAUAGUCCACAUAGAAUCCCUUGCAGCAAUCCUACUCAUGUUUGAAAUUCAACACACAGUGACAUGGCAUCCUCUCGUUUUGGGCAUCCCCAUUCCCAAAAUUCUAGUGAUAUAGGCAUCUCCUGUGACCCUAACACUAACCCAAAUCGCUUAGGUAAUAUGAGAAGGGGAUGCCUAUAAUAUCACUAGGGUUUAGGGAAUGGGGAUGCCCCAAGAGAGGAUAAAGGGGACAGAGAAGGCAUCCCCCAUACACACCCUAUUCCAUAGGUAAUUCGUCGCGAGUUAUUUUUAACACCACAGAUCUCAAGGGGGAUUAGACAACAGCUAAACACAUAGCGCGAAUGUUUUCCGCGUGGAUGACCCACGCUUGGAGCCACGCGUCCUUCACGAAUUUGACGCAGAACAAACUGGCGGAAGACGCGGAGAGCGAUAUUGCUAUUCGUUUUGUCCAAGGAAACGACUACAGAGAGAUUUCUGCUAAGGCUGUGUCAGCGAAAUGGAAAUUAAAAAAGAAUCGCCCUUCCUCUCUUGUAUAGAGCUAACAGUACAGCAGGGAAAUCCUUAACACGCUGAAUAUUCUCUCAGGAUCAUUUAUAAUUUACAGUUUGAAGAGAGCAAUUUCUGGUUUGAUAUUUAUUCUUUUAUUAGUCUUUUAUUAUUCAACAAAAAUAACACUUGGCGUCCUACUUGCUUUAUUGUACAAACGACAAGUUUCAAUAGACCGGCGAAAUUUCUCAUUUUAUUAAAGCACUGAGGUUACGACAACUUCGAGUUAAACUGAUUUCACUGGUUGUUAAAGAGUCCAGCGAUUCCCUUUUGCCAGAUGAGCGCCGACUCAUUUCGCUUCAAUAUUCAGGAAUGCUCUCGAUCUCUUUACGCUUUCAUUGCCUUUCGCCCGACAUGUUUCGCACGGCGUUUAGUCAUGCGAAACCUCCACGAAACAUUCACGCAGCACGUGAGGUAACCUUAUCCCGAUUCUAAAAAUAACUCGAGACGAAUUACCUAUGGAAUAGGGUGUGUAUGGGGGAUGCCUUCUCUGUCCCCUUUAUCCUCUCUUGGAUGCCCAUAUUACUGUAACACCCCACUUCAAAAACUUAAGGGAGAAUGGGUACAAGCUUCAGGUGUAGUGAUUCAUGGGAUCGUUUGAGUGGACAAGCGUUAGCUAUGGUUAGUCGAUAUUUUCCAAGGCAACCAUUAACCAAUCAGAAGUAACGCUUGUCCACCCACACGAUCCCAGAAAUCGUUGCGCCGAUAGCCUGUACCCAUUUCCUUUGUAGUUUCUGGAGUGGGUCCUUGACCUCAAAGUUAGCCCUAAAACUUCAAUUCCGUUGCAGUACCAAUUGACGGUGGCUACAGCAGCUGGUCCAACUGGUCUGCGUGUAACGUGUCUUGUGGAACUGGGUUCAGGAACAGAUCUCGUAGCUGCACCAACCCACCACCUGCUUUUACUGGCAAGAACUGUUCGGAAAUUGGCGUUCCAUGGGAGACAACGGAAUGCGUGCUAACCCCUUGUCCAGGUAAAUCAAUUUAUUCUUUUCACUGAAAUGGGGACUUUUAGUCUGCUUUAGUAAGGGUAUGAACGGUUUCCAGUUAACAGGAUAAAGGUCAAGUCCCACAAAUGAGUCUAUUCUCAAAGGCAUACCAGGCAUUUAAUGUCUACGCAAAAAUAUUUAUGUUCUCCUAUCCACUGAAAUGUGACGGCUGCAACUUAUUUUCCAAUUGGAACUGUUUGAAAUAAUAUUAAGUAGCAGUGUGGUAAUAAUCAACUGUUAUUUUUAUUCAAAAGGUUCGGCGAGCGUGGCGUCAAUUUCAAGCCCAAAAAGUCACUUUGCACCAUCCACUUAUGUCAUGAUGCUACAGUCCUUUUUAACAGUAACGUCGAGCCACGACUCUCCAGUCCAGCAGUUAGCUACAACUUCGUCAAGUUAUUCCAGCGUAGCUUUCUCUCCUAGCAAUUCUGGUGCUGCACCCUUUCUCGGCGACUCGGAUGCCACGCCCUAUUUUAAAUUCUCUUUUUCCACUCCCUUGACAAGGCCAUCAAGCACGCUAUCUUCCCAAAGAAACAUUUUGUCCACAAGUUCAACAAAGAACUUGCAAAACAGAAUGACUUUGGAUGUUCAAGGGGUACAUGUGACAACUUCACAUUCCACACUGGACGAACUACAUACGUCAAACAAAUCCAUUCUGAAUGACAGACCAAUUAUCCCUGCUAACUUUUCAAGCCAUAACAUUUAUUCAACCGACGAAAUUUGGAAAAUAGCUACCAGCUAUUAUUCGUACUCUUCAAAACCUUGGCGUCUAUCGACAGAGCCCUUAACACUAAAAAGCAAGUUAUUCGGAGAUUCUAUCUCUACCGUUGGACAACCCGGGCAACAAAAUAAGGAAAUUUCAAGUGCUUCUUUUCUCUCUCGAACAAAAUUUAAAAGCUUCAAUUCUCAGACAGAUUCAACUGCUUCUAUCUCAAAAAUAUCUUCCAGCUAUCCAUCAAAUUCUUCAAUAACCUGGCAUGUGUUUACAGAACCAUUGACAUCAAAGGGCAAUUUACUUAAAGAUUCUAUCUCGACAGUUGCACUAACAAGGUAUCAUAUUAUAGGGGUUUCAAGCACUAGUAUACACGCUGCUUUCUUACACUCAGAUACAAUACUUAAAAACGUAAAUUCUCAAUUAGAUUCGACGUAUUAUGCAUCAUCCCGCCACCUAUUAAAUUCCUACACACCUUCGAAAGCGUUCGCAAAACAAACCGGACAACCGAUUGUGGGAAUUUCAACCGCGAUCUCUCGAACUUUUUCGGCAAGCUAUACUUCCACCUACCUAUCGAAUUCGUCCACAUCUUGGCAAGUGUUGUCGGAACCCUUUACACCAGAUAGCAAGUUACAAAGAGAUUCUUCUCCUACAACUGCACAAAAACGACAAAGCGUUGUAGAAAUUUCUAGCUUUGGUUUAAAUGCUGUUUCCUUAGUCCUUCGAACAGUUACUGAAACCUACAGUUCUAAAAAAGAUUCGCAUACCAUAAGCACUAGAAUAUCUUCCAGCUAUCUUUCGCUUUUUUUAAAACCUUUACAAAACAAAACAACUGCAGAUUCUCAGGCAAUACACAUAAGUACGCUUUCUACGCUAGACGUAUCUGAUGCGUUGAGUAGUUCCAUGUCACACGAUAGAGGUUAAAAAAGACGCUUGUAAAGUUUGUGAUUUCUUCUAAGUUGACAACUGUUAUCGGUUGAUAGAAGGCAGAUAGUCAGUAUAAGAAGCUGUGGCUGCGUUGGCUGCGUUGACAGUGGCUUUCGGAGUUGUAUGAAUAGCAACUUAGUCAGAGAUUCCAGUUCUAAAGUUGGGCAAACAGGACAGCAGAUUCUGAGCACAUCGCAUACUGUUCCUUUCCUCUCUUCCACAAUCUUGGGAAACUGCAGUUCACAGGCGGACCAAGGACAUCACGUUACGUCUUUACAAACAAGCUUGAUAGGGUCAGAGUCGCAGACAUCACAGCGGUCACAUAUAGCAUGGAGGAAUCAAAGCACUGGAAUAACAUUACACACUUUACCCACUACGGCGUCUUUUGAACCACACCCAGCCAAUCAGGAAUCAUCAGUGAGAACGAAGACUUGGGCAACCAAAAUGGACCAAGGACGUACAGAACCCGUUUCUACUGCGCAUGUCAGCCUGACUUCAGCCACGUUACCCACUUCAACCAAUUUGAAGCUUUACUACAAUAGGAUACAAGAAUCGUCAAUUGUGAGAGGCCAUACUAGAAGGACUAUGGCACAGUCCACAUGGAGGACCCGUAGCAUAUCCGGCUAUUAUCACCACAACAGCUCUCAAAGGAGAUCUUUUUCAACAGCUCAAAGCACAAUGCAAUCGACGUGGAGGCCAAAUAUCGAUGGGGAAAGCGUUUAUCCCACUACCACGAGUUAUGUUAAACAGACUAGCUUUCAGUCAUCAGUCAUGUUGUUACCAAGUAUCUAUAAUAGUGUUGAAGCAUCAAGUUUACCACGUAUUCAAACUCAAAAUAGCAUGUUGACCUUGACAACGCUUGGCCAGUUUUGUCAGCAAGCAGGUAACUAUUACAGGAAAAGAAAGCAUUAGAUAUCAGAAUAAAAAUAGGUGAAGUUGAAGCUCGUUGGAUUUCACAUAGGCCCUAGCUUAAGCUACGGUAAAUCGGGCAACUAAAACCAGCAAAUUGUUUUGUUCAAGUUCCGUAUAGUUGUUGCAAAAACCCAGAACUACCCUCCACUAACUGCAAUUUAGGUUUCUGGGAAACUGCCCACUUACCCCUCCCCUAGCUAACAUUAAUACUUGCUUCUCACUUAAGGCAAAAUGAUGACUUAGGGGAAGGGUAGGUGGGCAGUUUCCCAGAAACCUAUAUUGAUCCGCAACCUGCAACCUCCUGAUUCUGCGUGAUUCGUUUCAAGGCAGGUUUGAUUCGCGGGUGGUAAAAUGCGCAACAUCGCUUUUAAACUCAUUUUUCAGCAAUGUUGCAAAACUAGUUGCACGUUUUUGUUGCUCGAUUUACCAUAGUUUUAUUCUUAUGAUAUGCAACUGAUAGCCACCGUUAGCUACCACGCAAGGUUUUCUAGACUCACUGAUUUUCAACCACUAGUCUCCGUUUAGGGUUACACCUAUCAAACUGUUAAGUUAUAUAAGCAGAAUGAUCCUAGGUUUACGUCAUCUCCUUUGCUCCUAGGUUCCUCAUCUCCUCUGACGGUACGUGCAACUCAAACUUCUCCGCUGCUGUUCACAAGAGAGACAAUCAUUUCACCUACUCAGAACCAAAGCAAAAUUACAUGGCGCUAUACAGUAAAUAUGUCUGAAACGAUACUCAGCAACUUCAAUGCCAUGCAUAGCUCAUCCCUAAAUACUCCUCAAAAUGGAGUUACACUAUCUUCAGAUGUCACAAGAUCAAGCAACCUCAUAUUCACGCAGGCAACUAAAAGGGAAAUUUUGCAUUCGACUGAGCAACCUUCAGAAGAUGUCACAAGAUCAAGCGAUCACACAUUUUCGCUGUCAACCCUUUCGAAAAUUUCGCACUUGAAUGUUGCUUUUCCGUCGUCCGAUAGUCAAAAUACAGAAAUGGUGUACUCUUCACGAACAUCCGCGACAACUUCAAAAUCCGGAAGUCACGUGGGUGUUUCUAGUUCUCGCUCAGAAUCCUACCAGGUCAAUUCCGUAUUAUCCUGGGGAAGGAAGACUGUAGAAACAAAAACAGACCCCGGACAUAUAGGAACCAUUUCCAUCUCACAUACAAUAGCGACGUCAACCACAAGGGAGUGUUGUGAAGGAAGCAGCGUACAUUGGCCAAGGGCAAUGGAAUCCAGCAAGCACCAAGCAAACAGAGAAAGCAUUCAUGCCACCGAAUUGUUACAAAUGGUAACAGCACAAGAAACAAGUUACUAUAAAGUGUCUUUUGAACGGACCGCUGGAUCCGAGAUGGACGACACUGAAAUAAAAACCAGCUCAUCCACACAAUCACCAAUAUCAACUUCUCAAGUCAGUACCACAUUGUCAAGGCUGUCCAUCACUAUAUCUCCAUCAAGAACAGGUUGGUUACAGAUUUGACCUUUUCAGUUUAAAGUUAAACUAACCACACCUAAAAACUGACAAAAACGUAUUCUUGAUAACGCAGGUGAUUAAAUAACGUAGCAUUUAGGAGGUAUUCGAGACUCGACGAACUGGGACAGGCAUGAGUAGAUCCAGUGAUGAAGGGGAGGGGGGGGGGGGGGCUGUUUAAUUGCUAAUUCCACCCUCCCUCACUUCAUUACAUUGGUUUCUACCACAAAACGUUAGUCAGAAAUAUCUCGUUUUCUCCGUAAAGGCCACUGAAAGCUUUGAAAUUUUACUCCAUUGUGUUAAGUACCCGUAACUAAACUCGUGUCUGAGAGGUAAAGGCAACGCGUGUUGGUUCAAGUCUCAAUUUGGGCUACCAAAUGAAAAUUCCAUACGACUCAUUGGUGGUAAUUAUUCUAGUUUAAAGUGUUUAUUUACUGAAGGCUUCCAGUCUGCUGAAUGUUUUUUAAGAUCUCGUGUUCCGGACCCGCACUACCGAGUGUCCCCCCACCUGUUGCGCUACUGUUCGUUACGCCAAAUACAUUUCUCGCUACGUACUUCACAUACCCCUUCCUCAGCUCAGAUAUAAACUUGAACUCCCACCACUUAAAGUCCUGGAUCUGUCCAAGCAGGCAUGAAUGUCUCCAUCUGUAAGGCACGGAACAAACUAAACUUUGCGUUUAUUAAAGGCUUCCUUCACCUCCAAGUAAAAUGCUUUGAACUUAAAUGUAGCGUAAGCCUGUCUCCGAAAUGUCACGACCACCUCUGAGACGUUCGACUAGACAUGAUACUCUUCCUGUUUCUUCAGCAGAAGUAUAGUUAUUGGUACAAGAACCAGUUGCAACUUCUCUACAAACUCCCGUGUACAAACCCCUUUAAGUUUCUUACAAACAGUUCAUGCUAAACUCCAUAAGAUAUAUACAUAUUUGUAACGCGAACAUAAAGCCUUCUCUUAGCCCUUCACUCUCCUUGUUGAAAAGGUUCGAUCGCACUAUCAUAGAAGUUUCCAAAUAGUUCAGAUACCACAGGCAAUAUAAUCUGCCAGAUACUGAUUUUAUUCUCUACGUUUGUCUUUUAGACCCAAGCAGUCCAGCCGUUGAUUUGACCACAUCCACCUUAACAUUCCCGUGGCACUUAAUUCCUUUCGUGGUAAUUUCAUUAGUAAUUUUUGUAGUUCUCGUUACCUACUGCUUUCGCAUUCCUGACAUAACAGAAAAGAUUUUUCUCGCAUUAAAAGAAAGGAAAACGCAAAUUACGCGGUCCAGACAAGAGAAAAGUUUCGACGUGAUGAAAGGAAAUGUCUUGAACAAUUUUGAAGCUUCAACAUUCCAUUCCUAUCAAAGGGAGUUAUUUUACGAUGCGACGUUAAACUAUGCUAUGUUUGAGAAGAGUACGACAAGAGCUAUCGAGUUUUCCAUUCACCUAGACGAAGAGGACCAAAGUGCAGGGCCAGAAGAAGCUGUAGAAAUAUCUUGUGUAUUAGGAGAUGAACCUGCCAACGGAAAACAAGGGGGCGGCUCGCUAAGUGAGAUGUUUGAUAAGCAGUGA
Messenger RNA from Porites evermanni, 10218 nucleotides. The record is from the annotation of a GenBank genome assembly. NCBI's taxonomy places the organism in Eukaryota, Metazoa, Cnidaria, Anthozoa, Scleractinia, Poritidae.